AUCCUCAAGGCACUGUUCUCUCCUCCUCUUGCCUUCAAGUUUCCCACAGGCUUAGCCAGAUGGGCAAACGUAGGACGGAGAUGAAACUGAUAGAGAAUCUCAAGGGUCGUGAGAGGGUUUUUGGAACAAGAAGGAAGAAUUUGUUAAAGAAGGCAAACGAGUUAUCUAUUCUUUGUGAUAUCAAGGUACUCCUCAUCAUCCAUGAACAAGAUAAACUAAAAUCUGAGAUUUGGCCCAAUGAUUAUGAGGAAGCCAAACAAAUCAUCCAGAGGUUCAAGCAGCAGCGCGCUACCAGAAAGGCUUUUGAUUCUUUUGCCUCUAACAAGAUAAGAUUUGGCAAUAAUUUUGCUAUAUCAGAUUACACCAAUAUGAUAAAUCACUACUCCAAGAAUCAACUUCAAAACUUGAUUUUUGAUUUGGAUACUAAGAUUGCUGCUGUUGAGAACCUAAUUCAAUCGAAACAGGUUCUUACAAGAGACCCCAAGCUACCAAGGACGUCGGGUGAAACAGGGCCCUUAAACAAGGGGAAAGGAAUGGAAGUUGUUCUCAACCAAGAACCAGUAAACACCCAACAGUUGCAGAGUUUUCAGAAUUGCCCACAGAAGAAUUUCAUCAGCUAUCCUGUGUUUGAUCGUUCUUGGCAGAUGGAUUCCAAUGCGAAUUCCACCAUACAAUUUUCUUCCAAUGCAAGGUUUUCCCUCUCAGAAGAAUACUUGAGGCUAACAAGAUUUCUAACUAUGGCCACUCGUUCAAACGGGCCCUAA
Hibiscus syriacus is the source of this 764-nucleotide messenger RNA. Its product is annotated as truncated transcription factor CAULIFLOWER D-like. Lineage: Eukaryota; Viridiplantae; Streptophyta; Magnoliopsida; Malvales; Malvaceae. The record is from RefSeq and is a predicted model, not a curated record. The transcript has 2 exons. The coding region runs from base 60 to 764 and encodes 234 amino acids. Gene Ontology annotation, molecular function: RNA polymerase II cis-regulatory region sequence-specific DNA binding; protein dimerization activity; DNA-binding transcription factor activity, RNA polymerase II-specific. Gene Ontology annotation, biological process: regulation of transcription by RNA polymerase II.